AUGACUACAUCCCCCGAUAUCAGCUUCUAUCGCGUCUGCCUCAUCGGCGCCGAGACCGCCAAAGUCAAUGUCAUAGCUCCCCAUUUCGGCGAAGAGCCAUGUAUACAAGGCCACAACGGCUCAGGCUCCGUCUUCUUCUCCGGGUGCAACCUCCGCUGCGUCUUCUGCCAGAACCACGACAUCGCGCACCAACGCAAUGGCUUUGACGCCACACCGGAAGAGCUGGCUGAAUGGUAUAUGAAACUGCAAAAUGUGGGAAAGGUGCACAAUAUCAACCUGAUCACGCCGGAGCAUGUGGUUCCGCAAGUCGUGCUGUCCAUACUGCGCGCCAAGGACUUGGGGCUGCGCUUGCCGAUAGUCUACAAUACAUCUGCGUUUGAUUCGCCGGAGUCACUGGAAUUGCUUGAUGGUUUGGUAGAUAUAUACCUGCCGGACUUCAAGGUCUGGACAAAAGCCUCGUCGAAGCGGUUGCUCAAGGCAGAAGAUUACGCAAGUGCAGCGAUGGAGAGUAUUAAAGCUAUGCACGCUCAAGUCGGCGAUCUAUGCUUUACCACCGACGGAAUUGCCAAAAAGGGACUCCUAUUGAGACAUCUUGUCAUGCCAGGGAAAGAAGAGGAAGGACAAGAGAUCAUGCGAUGGCUUGGUGAUAACGUUUCAAGAGACAUUUUCGUCAAUAUCAUGGAACAGUAUCAUCCUGAUGCUCAUGUUGGUAAGUCCUCGAGGUCCUCGCCAGCUCCUUCGAGUGUCGGAUCAUCGGAAGAGCUUCCAACAAGUGAGCCUGGUGGUGGACCUUCGUCGAUUACGUCUGCACGGUAUAGCGAGAUCAAUCGGACUGUUACAGGACAGGAGAUUUCGAGCGUCCGCAGGGCUGCUGAGAAUGCCGGCAUAUGGAGGUUCUGUGAUCCUGUUCGUCAUGACGGUUUCAAUAUAUAG
This is a messenger RNA of Letharia lupina, 933 nucleotides long. RefSeq lists its product as uncharacterized. The record is from RefSeq and is a predicted model, not a curated record. The transcript has 2 exons. Gene Ontology annotation, molecular function: catalytic activity; iron-sulfur cluster binding. The coding region runs from base 1 to 933 and encodes 310 amino acids. NCBI's taxonomy places the organism in Eukaryota, Fungi, Ascomycota, Lecanoromycetes, Lecanorales, Parmeliaceae.